AUGACAAUCAAGCCAGUCGUACGAAUUGUGGACGGGAAACUGGUGGUGAAGGAUCGGACCAUACUGACAAACGUGUCGGACAAUGUGAUAGCCACCUCUGGAGCCUCGGCCUGGCCGAUGGAGGGCGUGUUCAACCACGAUAACAACUACCAUGUGAUGUCUCUUGGGACGCUGCUCGAGGUUCGAUUCUUGGCUUGCUUCAGGUUCAAAUUGUGGUGGAUGGCACAACAAAUGGGGGACAAGGGCCGAGAUAUUCCCCUGGAAACUCAGCUCUUGUUGGUAGAAACAAAAGAUGGAUCAAAUUUAGAGUCAGUUGUUAAUGGAAAUGAGGAUAACAAUGUUGUUUACACCAUGUUUUUGCCUUUGGUUGAUGGACCAUUCAAAGCUUGUCUUCAGGGGAAUGUUCAUGAUGAGCUUGAAUUGUGUUUGGAGAGUGGGGAUAUCGGCACCGUUGGGUCGACAUUUGUUAAUUCUAGAAAUGAGGAAUUGAAUUGUAUUGCAAAAGUUCUCAAAUGA
Molecule: messenger RNA, 516 nt
Organism: Fraxinus pennsylvanica
Lineage: Eukaryota; Viridiplantae; Streptophyta; Magnoliopsida; Lamiales; Oleaceae
Source: the annotation of a GenBank genome assembly